UCCCCCUAGUAGGCAUGUUACUUCUGUGGGUAAAAGGAGGCUUUACAACAUCCUUACCUUCGCAGCGAGGAAAAACAUCCUUUUACAGUGGAUUAGUGAUAAGGUUCCUUCUAUUACUAAUGAAGCCAGUCUGGUCUCCUUUCACAAUUAGUGGCAGUGAGUCCUCUAAUCUUGUGGCUAGAAUUUCAGAAAGCAAUUUUCUAUCCACAUUCAGAAGGGAAAUUGGUCUGUACGAGGAACAAGACUCUGGACACCCACAGGGUUUUGAUGGUGGUAGCAUCGAAGGGGCCGGCUACAGUCAGGAAUACAAUAAAGUGUUACAGCAUUUGUGUUCAGCACAUUCUUUCCUUUAAUCUGUUAAUUAUUCACUGUUGCAUUUGACACUUAGUCAUCUUAAUGGGUAUGUUUUAGUCAUUGCAUUCAGGGGCUAUACCCGUUAUCUAUGUAUGAGGUUCUACAUUUAGAUCUCUUGUUACUUCCUGUUUGAGUCACUGCUCAACUUGAUUCGAAAAGCCCCACAUGACAAGUGAGGGUGGAUCUAUGGCUCUAUGUUAUGUUGAAACACUUUCUCACCAUACACAUAUUUAGUUGAAGACCAGAUAUUGUUACAAGGAGGGUGGAUAUCUGACAAGAAUGAGCAAGAAUUGGCAAACUAUGCAAGUCCAGCACUGAGAGGAGGUGAUGGGGAUUGAGAAAUUACCGUUGCGUUUUCUUAUUCAUUGCAUUUGGCUUGGAGUGUGGGGAGUUGAUACCACGUCAUGGACUGCUGAGGUGCCCGGCUCAGUCUCCGGCCUGGAGGGCUCAUGCAUCGUGAUUCCCUGCUCAUUCAACUACCCAGAACCAAAGAUAAAGCCCUCUGAAUUCACUGGCAUCUGGUUCAAAGACACUUCUGAGGUUAUCUACCACCCAGACAGCUCCAACGUCAUCACAGACUACAGGGGUCGUACAGAGCUGGUAGGAAACCUCAGACAGAAGAACUGCUCUCUCAGAAUCGACCCCCUCCAUAGCAGUGACAAAGGACCCUUUACUUUCAGGAUUGAGAUCAAAGACUAUAACAAGGCUUCAUACAAAGAUGACAGAGUCUCCAUUGCAGUGAGGGACUCUCCAGACCCCCUCUCUCUGUCAGUGAUGGAGGUGGUGAAGGUGGGGGAGGAGGUAUCUGCCUCCUGCUCUGUGUCUCACUCCUGCCCAUCUGAUCCCCCUCUCAUCACCUGGAGCCACUCUGGAACACCCAGCAUCCAAUCACAGCAGCAGACCAAGGGCCAGUGGGAAGAGACAUCAACCCUGACCUUUAGAUCCAGCAACGCUGAUAACAACCAGCCUCUAGUCUGCACAGCAGCACACAGGGGAGGGAAGACAGUGAAAAGCUCCAAGACGCUAACUGUCAAAUAUGCCCCAGUGGAUGUGAAGGUUAAGGGAGUGUCCAGUGUGAAGGAGGUGGACUCUGUAGAGCUGAGAUGCUCCAGUGACAGUAACCCUGCUGCCCACAGCUACCGUUGGCACAACAGCAGAGGACCUCUGCCCACCACUGGACCCACACUCACACUGGAGAAUGUGACCAGACUCACUGAAGCCCUCUACUGCACUGCCAUCAACACAGAGGGACAAGGCCAAUCCAGCCCACUGAAGCUCAACGUAGAGUACCCCCCAGAGAUCAAAGUGGACUCUGCCUGCACUUCAGACAUCUCUAUGGUAACAUGUCUGUGCAUUGUGGAUUCAGAGCCCCCCAGCACUGUGGAGUGGUCUCUUCCAGCAGGACACCUGCCCAGUACCAGGGUGGAGAUGCAUGGGUCAGUUACCAUGGUUAGCCUACAGAGGGCACUAGGCUUCUCAGAGACCGUCCACUGCCAUGCCAGCAACACACAGGGCAAUGCCACCUUGUCCUUCACUGUGUCCACAAAUGAUAAGAUGUUCAUGCUGUACGUUUCAAUUGGUAUUGCUGCAUUAGUGGUGGUGGUAAUACUAGUUCCCAUGUCAGCUUGCCUAUUGACUAAGAAGGGUGGGAGGAGUCAUAGUGACCUGCCAGUAGCCAGUAUACAGGACAUGGAUGCAGCCAAGUGUGCUUCCUCAGAUCCCUCAACAUCAAGGAAAGAGCAGAAAGACACCAGCAGUGAAAUCCUCACAAACUACUACACCAACGAUCAGCUAUAUGGCAACAUGGAGGCUGAAGAAGAUGGUGACCCAUACGAAUGUGUUGGUGGAGACGAUGCAAUCUAUGGUAACAUUUGAACACAACAGGAAGCAUGUGGGAGUCAGCUGGCUCAGAGGCCAUUGUACUUCGUCUGUCAAAAGCUCCAGUAAAAUAUUUACAUUUUAACACAAUGUAGCACAGCAGCCGACUGCUUAUUUGUUAGCUUUAUUGUUAUUAUGGAUAAAGAAUAUAGUACAUUCUUAUUUGUGUUGUGGCUUGUGUUAUGGCUUUCACAAGGUUUUUGUUUGUAUUUAUGGCUUGGGUGAAUCAAAAUGAACCUGAUAUGAAUGGCUAUACAGUUGUAAUAGUUGAGAAGCGUAUAUACCGUAUAUUAUUGUUUUUGUGUUGCUCCUUUCAACUGUAAUCCACUUUAUGUGUAACUGACACUCAGGUCAGCUCGGUGCUUCUGUGGUCCCCUUGAAUGUACAGACAGAUAGAGUAUAGUGUCAUUUGUCAAAACAGGCCAUAUUGAGAUAUACUGUAUGUACUUGAGAUGGAGAAUACAACGAUUGUAAAGUACCUUGAACAUUUUCUCCAGAUCAGAUUGAAUAUGAACGUGGUUAAGAAGGAGUGUUUUGAACACUGAUGUUAACCUGUCUGGUUAUAACCUUUUUUGGCAAGACAGAUCUUUCAAAAAGUGGUGGAGUUGCAAUCUUUACCAAGGAACAACUUCAGUGCUUGGUUGUCUCCACCUGGUAUGUCCCCAAACAAUUUGAUUUGCUGGUUUUAUGCAUUCAUUUUUUAAAUGACUCUUUGUUGACUAUUGCUGGGUGUUAUCGGCCACCUUCAGCACCGGCCUGUACCCUAAAUGCCCUAAGUGCUCUCCUGGCCCCUUACACUAAGUAUGAAUUUGUCCUGCUAGGGGACUUAAACUGGGACAUGCUUAAACCACCUGACCAAGUCCUAAAGCAAUGGGACUCCCUAAAUCUUUCUCAGAUUAUUACUAAUCCCACAAGAUAUGACUCCAAAACCCCAGAAAAGGCUACUCUCCUAGAUGUUAUCCUUACAAAUUAUCCUGAAAGGUAUCAGUCUGGUGUUUUCUGGAAUGACCUUAGUGAUCACUGUUUUACAGCCUGUGUUCGUAAUGGCUGCUCAGUGAAACGACCUGUCCUGAUUUGUCAUAGACACUUGCUAAAAUGUUUUAAUGAGCAAGCCUUCCUUCAUGACCUGGCCUCUGUAAAUUCGUAUUGAAUCAGCUUUGACGCUUUUUCCCUCUUUUUUAAAUAUUUUCAGUGGUAUUGUUAAUAAAUACUUGCCCAUAAAGAAAAUAAGAACUAAAAGCCGUUUCCCUGGUUUGACCGUGAUCUGGCAGAGUUGUCUCCAGCUCAAGAAUUCCAUUUGGCAAAUCGCUCGGCACAUGCAUACUCAGGCUGACUGGCUCUCGUUCAGGCAAAUUAGAAAUAAGUGUACUGAGGCUACCCGGAAGGCCAAAGUUAGCUACAAAGUUUCUCCCUGCAGGCGGUUACUGAGUUAGAGGUUCUAAAGGAGCUCCUUAAACUUGACUCCCCAAAAAACUGUUGGUCAGAUGGCUUAGACAUUUUCUUCUUUAAGGUUGCUGCCCCUGUCAUCGCCAAGCCUGUCUCUGACCUUUUAACCUGUCUCUCCUCUAUGGGGAGGUUCCCACUGCUUCAAAGGCAGCCACGGUGGUUCCUUUAUUUAAAAGGGGAGAUCAAGCUGAUCCUAACUGUUAUAGGCCCAAUUCUAUUUUGCCCCGUUUAUCAAAAGUGUUGUAAAACUUGUCAAUUAUCAACUGACUGGCUUUCUUGAUGUUGUGGCAAAGAAGGGGGUCAAGUGAUAAAUGGCAGAUAUGUGAGAGCAGAACUAAUAAACGGGCUCUGCCCUCUCACUAAAAUGGCCACCCGGAUCAGAACUACAGAUCACAAAAAGAACGACUGCCAAAACUACAAUUCCCAGAAGCAAGGGGGACGCUCAGAAGGUUGGGCCGACCCACAGAUAAGGGGUGAAGACAAACCACAACGAGAGAAAGGAGGAGCUGGAAGGAUCUGUGAACCAUAGAGAAAGAGACAAUAUAUAUCGGUUGGAUUUACCGUGUAUGAGCUGGACUGUUUGGACUUACCUGUGGGCGUUUGGACCUGGACCUAUCGAGAACCCGAUUCGUGGACCGAACCCUGCUAUCCUUGACCUCGUCUGUGGCCUGUGUGGACCAGGACGGAGAAACAAACACACAGCUACUGUCCUGUUCGAAAGAACUCUCAUUCUGGGGUAAUUUUGGUGAUGGUUUACCGCUUAAUUUGUGACAAAUUCUCCUAAUCUUGAAGAGGUUUGUCACAAUGUCUAUAGUAUUCUCUUGGGUCUGCAAUCUGGAUUCCACUCAGGUUAUGGAUAUAUCACUGCAACCGUAAAGGUCCUAAAUGAUGUCACCAUUGUCCUUGAUUCUAAGCAAUGUUGUGCUGCAAUUUUUAUUGACCUGGCCAAAGCCUGUGAUACGGUAGACCAUUCCAUUGGUGUUUCUGAGGGGUCUUUGGCCUGAUUUGCAAACUACCUCUUUCAAAGAGUGCAGUGUAUAAAGUCAGAACAUCUGCUGUCUCUGCCACUGCCUGUCACCAAGGAAGUACCCCAUGGCUCGAUCCUAGGCCCUACACUCUUCUCAAUUUACAUCAACGACAUAGCUCAAGCAGCAGGAGGCUCUGUCAUCCAUUUAUAUGCAGAUUAUGCAGUCUUAUACUCAGCUUUCCCCUCCCCGGAUUUUGUGUUGAACACUCUACAACAAAGAUUUCUUAGUAUCCAACAAGCUUUGUCUGCCCUUAACCUGGUUCUGAACACCUCCAAAACAAAGAUCAUGUGGUUUGGUAAGAAGAAUGCCCCUCUCCCCACCGGUGAGAUCACUACCUCUGAGGGUUUAGAGUUUGAGGUAGUCACAUCACACAAGUACUUGGUAGUAUGGCUAGACGGUACACUGUCCUUCUCUCAGCACAUAUCAAAGCUGCAGGCUAAGGUUAAAUCUAGACUUGGUUUCCUCUAUCGUAAUCGCGCGUCUUUCCCCCCCAGCUGCCAA
Oncorhynchus gorbuscha (pink salmon) is the source of this 5207-nucleotide messenger RNA. RefSeq names its product sialoadhesin-like. The coding region runs from base 682 to 2229 and encodes 515 amino acids. The record is from RefSeq and is a predicted model, not a curated record. The transcript has 11 exons. NCBI's taxonomy places the organism in Eukaryota, Metazoa, Chordata, Actinopteri, Salmoniformes, Salmonidae.